CUCAGCAACAACAGCUUCAGCAGCAGCAGAAGCAAAAGCAGCGUCCGUCGACAGCGUGGAGAGCAAAUAAGCUGCACGUAUCUUCAAUAGGCGCUCUACUCGACGGCGAAGAUGGGGAAAUGGCAGAUUCAGCUGACCGAAUGUAAGGACCAGGAAAUCGGAGGAGAUCUUCAUUUAUGAUACAACCCCGGGUUUAUGCAGCAAUAGGAACAAUUCAAAUAACCAUAGAUUGCCCCUUCCGACCUGUAAAGAAACAUGGAUGUAUCUUCAUCCUCGCUGCAGUACGGAUCAAAAAAGCGGGUUAAGAUUCACCCAGAUACAGUGACAGUGAAAUAUGCCACUCACUUCCCCCAGCCUGGAGAUGAAGGGUACGAUGACGCGCCCUCUUUUGAAGACUUUGGCGCCUUCGCAGAUCCUAAUGUGGGAAAGAGGCUGGUGUCAGACAGCAAAGGUGGCAGGACUUUCUUUGGAACCAUGGAGACCCAGCCUAAGCUGCCAAAUGUGCAGAAAGACAAGGGGGUUGGGGGCCAGCUGGCCAGCUUCGGCGAGGCGAAUGUGUUGGCCUCCAGGGUGACCUGGAUGGCCUUGUUCGGGGCAGCUGUGGCUCAUGGUUGCGUGGCACUUAUUACUCGUUUAGCAGCCGACCGCUCUAAAGUGCCCUCCCUUGAGCUGCUCUUCAUCCGCUCUGUGAUCCAAGUGCUGUCCAUCCUGGUGGUCUUCUACUACCACGAGGCCCCCUUUGGCCCUAAGGGCUUCCGGCUGCGUCUCUUCUUCUAUGGCGUGUGCAACGUAAUCUCAAUCACCUGCGCCUACACCUCUUUUGCCAUAGUACCACCCAGUAAUGGCACCAUCAUGUGGCGCGCCUCUACCACGGUCUUCAGUGCAAUACUGGCCUUCCUGUUGCUGGAUGAGAAGAUGGGCUACACAGAUGUGGUCACAGUGGUGGGAAGCGUGUUCGGUCUGUGCCUGGUCAUGGUGCCAAAUGUGGCGGACGAGGAGAAGUCCAGGCUGGGGUUUUGGAAGGAGGCAUUUGGCUACACAAUGACAGUGAUGGCCGGCUUGACAGCUGCCCUCUCCAUGAUCAUCUACAGAGCCAUUAAAGAGCGCGUCAGCAUGUGGACGGCACUCUUUACCUUUGGCUGGACGGGCACAGUGUGGGGUGCCUCCACCAUGUUUAUCAUGCAGGAGCCCAUCAUUCCUCUGGAUGGGGAGACCUGGGGCUAUUUAAUUGGGAUCUGCAUCUGCUCCACCGUGGCAUUCCUCGGAGUCUACUAUGCUCUUAACAAGUUUCAUCCAGCCUUAGUUAGCACCGUGCAGCACCUAGAGAUCGUGGUUGCCAUGUUCCUCCAGCUCAUUGUUCUGAGAAUGAUCCCGUCUGUCUACGAUGUCAUUGGAGGCCUGGUCAUCAUGGUCAGUGUGUUCGCGCUGACAGGGCUUAAGCUGUACAGGGUGAGCAGGGCCAUUCGGCAGGAUUAUCAAGAGAUCUUAGACUCUCCUAUCAAAUGAGUUUGGAUAUAUCAGUCUAUUUGUUUACAGUGUUGCUUGGUUGUGCAAAAAAAAAGAAUGUCUGGAUCUUCGUCUGAUGAUUUUGUAUUGUUGUGUUGUUGGAAGGGUGCCAGUUGUGUAAGUAAUGUCUUAAUAUUUGUGUGUGAAAUAAAAGACAAAUGUAAUAUGGUGACCAUUUCCCCCUGAUAGUACUGCUUUAAUGUCAAAUUGUGUCAUAUACCAAAAUGUCAGCAAAAAAAAGAGUCAGUUUAACUUUUGUGAUUUAUUUUGCUCCAACAUUUGAAACCACAUUGAAUCUGGUCUUGUGAGUAGAAGUGUAAGAUAAUCGUUUUAAUAAUAUGGACCUUAACAUCGAGGAGGUGUGGGGUAUCCCUCUGUUGUCACACUGCCACACUUGUCACACUGUGUAUGUGUCAGCCCAGAAAUCGUUCAUACUACAUACAAGGAAUGAAAGAAUAAAAAUAAAUACCACCCAUGUUUCAUAAAAUAACUGGUAUUGCUUUUGUUAGCCUUAAUCUGUCGAUCUAAUUUCUUCAAAUAAAACACCUUUAUAGAGGAGCCAGUGUAUGAACAGGGGUGGAUAAAGUGACUUUAUGCGCUGGGGUAGAAACCCUGUCAUACACAAAAUAAGUGCUUUUAUUUUAUACAAAGGAAAACAAUCUGCAAUCUGUAUUAUUCCAUAUAAUAUUUUCUCCCAGAAAUAUUUUGUGCACAAACUACACCUUUCAGUGCUUUCUUUCUGCCUGUCACGUAUGUUCUGGCCCCAGCAGCUGCUUAAUAUUUAACACUAGUGAUUAUAUCCCAGGUUUGGCUUCUGUUUACUUUCAGACGCAUAUCAAACUAAUAUCAAGAGGCAGGUGCACUGGAUUGAAUUAGACCAUCCGCUGUUUCUGCAGUGGACAAUUCAGUGGCUUACCUCUGAGUAGAAAACCAUGCUGAGGCAGUCAGUCUCUGCGGUUUCCCCGGGGCAAACCAACAGCGAUGGAAUGAAAUAAAGACCUAAUGAUGAUUCAGAGGGGAUGAAAGAGGACAUAUCGCAUGCUGCGGUUCAAAAUUGACACAACAUGAAUGUUUCACUAAGAGCCCAGCAGGUGGCAUUCACAAUCCACGUCAUUAUUCAAGACUCAGCUGAAGUACUUGAGUAAAUUAUGAAGGCAAUUAGUGGUAUAUCCAGUGGUUAACAGUUAUUAGCAAAGGACAAUGAUUGCAUCAGAAAUAUCUUAGCACAUGACAUAAAACACUUCAUCCAAGCCCUUUUCAUUUAGAGUGCAGAAGAAGGGUUAUUUGACAAUUUUAUGGCUGAUUGUAGACACAGUAUUUCACCUGAUAAUAUUAUACAUUUAUAACACUCUGUUGAAUGUUUAACAUAUUUCUAUUGAAACUGGAAAAUUGUGGUUAUAAUCACACACCUAGCAGAAGUGUUUCUGAAAUCAAGUCAUGCUGUGUGAUGACAAUACUAUGUCAUGUCACAGUAAAUAAAAUCUUGAAUAAACAUACAACGUCCUUUCAUUUAUAGCUAGAAGAUGAACAACCACCAUCAUAAAUGCAUUAUAAUUAAAAAUUGCCUGUUACUGUGAAAACCCAUUCUGUCUGUUAUGCAAUGUUUUCUUCUUAAACACUAUGGUCAGCAGCAAGUUUAUUUUAAACUUGAAAGGUGAAUAAACAGGGAAAAAUGGGUUUAGUCUGUGUAAUAUGUGAAUAUGAGUUGUAUUAUAAUCUUGUUUUGAGAUGGGGUUUUGGGUGCAGAACGCAGAAUACAUGUAGAGGAGGCCCAUCUGUUUGAGCAGGAAACAGAUUGCAUCCUGCAGCGAGCUGCGCAACCUUCCAAAUUACUCUGCAACCCUCUUCACCACCACAGACAUGUUCAUUAGAAGUACCAUCAUUUCCCAGGAGGUGCCUGAAUGGCAUUUGAUGAUGAGUUAUUGCAUGUAGCCUUUGUGUGCUGCACAGUACAGAUGACAGCCUUCCAUUUUUUUAAUGGAAGGCUCAAAAACACCCGACUUUUACAACUAGUAAAUAUAUCUUUCUCUUCAUCAUUCAAGGCCAUACCUGUUGUACAGACAACUUGCUGCCAACAUUUAGUAAAAAUAAUUUAGGGUUUAAGGUGCGAUUCACUUUUUAUGUGAGCGGAUUGUCCACAAUGUUAUCCUUUGUCCUUCUUUUUAUCUAAUUGUGGAUUAAAAAUAAAGUUGCAAAAGUGCAAAGUAUAAUUUUCACUCAAUUAUACAGCAUGGCGACCAAGCUCCACUGGGUGCUGCUGUACAUGCCUGCAACUUUUCUUCUGGACAGAUGAUUCUGGGUAAACAUAAUAAAACAAA
This is a messenger RNA of Micropterus salmoides (largemouth bass), 3824 nucleotides long. RefSeq names its product solute carrier family 35 member G2b (gene slc35g2b). Gene Ontology annotation, cellular component: membrane. The coding region runs from base 256 to 1506 and encodes 416 amino acids. The record is from RefSeq and is a predicted model, not a curated record. Lineage: Eukaryota; Metazoa; Chordata; Actinopteri; Centrarchiformes; Centrarchidae. The transcript has 2 exons.